Molecule: messenger RNA, 318 nt
Organism: Staurois parvus
Lineage: Eukaryota; Metazoa; Chordata; Amphibia; Anura; Ranidae
Source: the annotation of a GenBank genome assembly
CAGAGACUGCGGACACAGUACAGGAGAUGACCAGAGACUGCGGACACAGUACAGGAGAUGACCAGAGACUGCGGACACAGUACAGGAGAUGACCAGAGACUGCGGACACAGUACAGGAGAUGACCAGAGACUGCGGACACAGUACAGGAGAUGACCAGAGACUGCGGACACAGUACAGGAGACCAGAGACUGCGGACACAGUACAGGAGAUGACCAGAGACUGCGGACACAGUACAGGAGAUGACCAGAGACUGCGGACACAGUACAGGAGAUGACCAGAGACUGCGGACACAGUACAGGAGAUGACCAGAGACUGCG